Molecule: messenger RNA, 2481 nt
Organism: Yamadazyma jaroonii
Lineage: Eukaryota; Fungi; Ascomycota; Pichiomycetes; Serinales; Debaryomycetaceae
Source: the annotation of a GenBank genome assembly
AUGUCAGGUACUGGAAAAGAAAAGGACAGUGCCAAACCUAAGGCAUUCACCAUCAAAUAUAAAAGACCCAGAGGUUCUCGAGCUUGUGUGGUUUGUAGAUCGAGGAAAGUUAGAUGUGAUGCCGAAAUUCAUAUUCCUUGUACCAACUGUAUAACCUUUGGAUGUGAUUGUGUUUUACCAGCAGCUAAAAAAAGAGGUAAUGGAUCAGUAGAAGCUAAAAGAAAGAAAAAUGAAGAACUGCAUAUCAAAUUAGAAGACGAUGAUUUCACUAAAGAAGUAAGUCCGGAUAAACCUCAAGUUAGUUCCAGUGAACCUGUAUUGAAUAUUAGUAGAGUUAGUAUCCCACCAUCAUUAACAUCGAAAUAUAAAAAUCGUCCUUCAGUUCAUAAGAAAGAGUUAUUAUUAAGUAAAGCUAAAGCAUCAUUCACGUUCUUAGGGGCAACGUCGGUUGGUCUUGUAGCACAAAAUGUUGGUGAUAACCAUGUUCAAUUAAAUGAAGAUGUAUUUGAUGUUAAUGAAAAUUCUUUAGAUUCCGUAGAAUUAGAAAUUUUGAAAAUUAGAGGAGCCUUUCUUUUACCUGAUAAAGAUUUAGCAUUGGAUUUGAUUAAUACUUACUUUGAAAAAGCAGCUCCUUUGUUACCUUGUGUUAAUCGUACAGAAUUUAUGGCCAAAUUCAAUGAUCCUAAUGAUAACCCACCCUUGAUGUUAUUACAAGCAGUUUUAUUGUGUGGUUGUAGAGUAUCAAAUAAUCCUUUGUUAUUAGAUUCAAACAAUUCCAAUAAUUUAGCAUGUUUGACGUUCUUCCGUAGAGCUAAGGCCUUAUAUGAGACAAAUUAUGAAAGUGAUCCAAUAACCAUAGUUCAAACAUUACUUUUAAUUGGUACCUACUGGGAAGGACCUGAAGAUGUCACUAAGAAUUCAUUUUAUUGGACUAGGGUUGCAAUUGGUUUGGCUCAAGGAUUUGGUAUUCACAGAGAUGUCUCUAAUUCUCCUUUGAGUAAUAACGAAAAGAAAAUAUGGAGAAGAGUCUGGUGGUGUUUAUUUGAAAAAGAUCGUAAUGUAGCCAUUGCCUUUGGUAGACCAACAGUUAUUGAUUUGAAUGAUUGUGAUGUUCCUAUGUUGACAUUGGAAGAUUUUGAUGAAAAUGAUGACGAGACUGGUAUCGUUUCGCCAUACCCAUUUAAUGAAAAAGCAGCACUUUAUUUUAUUCAUUUAGUUAAGUUGGCAGAAAUUACCGGUAUUAUUGUUAGACAUCAAUAUACUGUUAAAGCUGAAUCAAUGAAACGUAAGAAUAAAUUUUCGAUUAUUCAACAUUGUGAUAUGUUAAUGGGGAUUUGGUUUACCAAUCUUCCACCUCAAUUGACAUUCUCCGUCACCGAUGAAUCCAAACAAGAUUUUUAUAAUUGUCUUUUGAAUGCUCAAUAUUAUAAUAGAUUAUACUUGAUUCAUCGAUCUAAUUUGAUUAGAAUGGCAAGAUCAAGUUCUUCCAAUCCAAACAAUUAUAAAUAUCCUUCAUGGGGGAUUUCUUUCCAAGCUGCUAGAAUGAUAUCCAUUAUUGCAAAAAUCUUAUUAGAGAAACAAUUGAUUGGAGUUUGUCCUGUGGUAUUUGUUUAUAUUAUCUACAGUGCUUUAUUGAUGUUAAUUUAUCAUGUGGAUUCAACCAACAAAUUGAUUUCAUCUACUGCUUCCGAUUCCUUAGUUAUUUUAACCAAUGUGUUGAAAGAAUUAUCUAAGAAUUUCUCCAUUGCUUCAGUGUUACAUAAAUUAUUCGAAAAAUAUGCUAGUGAUAAAUUCAAAAGAGCUGAAGUUAUUGAAAGAUCAACUAGACUUGCAAUGAAUCAAGAACUUUCAAGUGCCAGAAGAGCUGCAGUUACUGAAAAGAAUUUAAAAGCUUAUUAUGGGAAAUCACAAUUCAAUGGUGAUGGAGCUGAUGGAACUCCUCCUUCAGAUUUAAUUUCUCCAACUCAUUCAAUUGCUUCAGGUAUUUCUCCAAGAGGUGAUAACUAUAUCAAUCAUCCUGAUCCUACCAAAACUCCUUUCGAAAAAAUGGUUCAUGAAAUGAAAAAACCUUUACAACCUAAUAGUGUGGAGAGUAAUACUUCAGCAUUAGAAGAAUUCAGUCAUCAAAAGAAAAGUGACACUUCUCCAAAUUCUUCUCACGAUUCAUUCCCCGACAUCUCUUUGGUGACGGAAAAUAUGCCCACAAAUCAAAAUUUCUUUGAAAAUUUUGAACCUACUCAAUUAUUCCCUGAUAUAAAAUUGAGUUUACCUCCUACUAGAACCCAAAGUCCUAGUCACGUUAAUGAUGUUAUCAACAAUAAUAUGGGAGGAGAUCUUAAUCUUGAUACUAAUCUUCCUCAAACUCCUGGUGGUACUUUCACCAAUUUUAUUGAUAAUACUUUUAUCAAUAUGAAUUUACAUUCAGGAGCUGACAAUUUUGGUUCAGAUGAUAUUGGAUCUUUUUUCAAUUUCCAACAAUAA